This is a messenger RNA of Chionomys nivalis (European snow vole), 5501 nucleotides long. It is a transcript of the gene Pou6f1, whose product is annotated as POU class 6 homeobox 1. NCBI's taxonomy places the organism in Eukaryota, Metazoa, Chordata, Mammalia, Rodentia, Cricetidae. The transcript has 11 exons. Gene Ontology annotation, biological process: regulation of transcription by RNA polymerase II. Gene Ontology annotation, molecular function: RNA polymerase II cis-regulatory region sequence-specific DNA binding; DNA-binding transcription factor activity, RNA polymerase II-specific. The record is from RefSeq and is a predicted model, not a curated record. The coding region runs from base 674 to 2491 and encodes 605 amino acids.
GAAGAAGAAGAAGAAGAAAAGAAGAAGAGGAGGAAGAAGAAGAAGAAGAAGAAGAAGAAGAAGAAGAAGAAGAAGAAGAAGAAGAAGAAGAAGAAGAAGAAGAGAAGAAGAGGAAGAAGAAGAAAAGAAGAAGAGGAGGAAGAAGAAGAAGAAGCAGAAGCAGAAGUUGUUGGUGCUGUGUGGUACUCGGUGGUACAGCACUGACCUAGCAUGCACAGGGCAAAUUCAAACCCCAGAAAUGAAAAUUAAGAAAUAGAAAAGAAAGAAACGUGUUUUCUAAAGGUUCUCUGCUUCAAGGAAAAAAAAGAAACACGAGUGUGGUGCACAUGCUUUUAAUCGCAGCUUUGGGAGGCAGAGGCAGGCUGGCCUCUGUGAGUUCAAGGCCAUCCUGGUCUACAGAGUGAGAUCCAGAACAGCCAGGGCUAUGCAGAGACCCUGUCUCCAAAGAGAGAUCAGCAGAGAAAGAAAAAGAAAAGAAAAGAAAAGAAAAGAAAAGAAAAAACUAUCUGGCGUAAACUCAUACUUCUUCCAUUCUUAAUUACUAUGCCAUUAUAACACUAGCGCUCGGCUGUAACUCUGCUGCAGAGCGCAUGCGCUGGGUCCACCUUCCUGUCCCAUAAGUAAACAAAAUGCACUAGGUGUGGACUGGCACCCACCCCACCCGGCAGUGACCAUGGAUCCUGGAGCUGGCUCUGACUCAUCUCUGACCGUGAAUGAGCAGGUCAUUGUGAUGUCAGGCCAUGAGACCAUCCGAGUGCUGGAAGUCGGGGUGGACGCUCAGCUCCCGGCUGAGGAGGAGAGCAAAGGACUGGAGAGUGUGGCUGCUGAUGGCUCCCAGAGUAGAGGCCCUGCCGAAGCUGGUGAACCUGCUGCUGAAGCCGGGCAGCGCGACCCAGACCACUCUGCAGAGGCAACUGUGAAGUCGCUGCCCGGGAUCCCUCCGAGUCCUGCCCCAGCCAUUGCCACCUUCAGCCAAGCCCCAAGCCAGCCUCAGGCAUCACAGACCCUGACGCCACUGACCCUACAAACUGCCCCCCAGGUCUUGACUCAGGAAAACUUAGCCACAGUUCUGACAGGAGUUGUGGUUCCGGCAGGGGCGGUUACUCAACCUCUUCUUAUCCCCAUCAGUAUUGCAGGUCAGGUGUCUGGGCAGCAGGGGCUGGCCGUGUGGACAAUCCCUACAGCAGCCGUGGCUGCCCUCCCUGGACUGGCCGCUGCGUCUCCUACCGCGGCAGUCUUCAAGCCAGCGUUAGCUGGGCUCCAAGCAGCUGCCGUGCUGAACACCGCUCUCCCGACACCUGUACAAGCUGCCCCACCAGUCCAGGCCUCCUCGCCCACCCAGCCCCGGCCACCAGCUCAGGCCCAGCCGCUGCUACAGACCACGCCUGCCAUACUCCCACAGCCCACUGCUGCCACCAUCGCCGCCCCCACCCCGAAGCCAGUGGACACCACCCCACAGAUCACCGUCCAGCCUGCCGGCUUCGCGUUUAGCCCAGGGAUCAUCAGUGCUGCCUCCCUCGGGGGACAGACCCAGAUCCUGGGUUCGCUCGCCACGGCUCCAGUCAUUACCAACGCCAUUCCCAGCAUGCCGGGGAUCAGCAGUCAGAUCCUCACCAAUGCUCAGGGACAGGUUAUUGGAGCACUUCCGUGGGUAGUGAACUCGGCUAGUGUGGCCACACCAGCACCAGCACAGAGCCUACAAGUCCAAGCCGUGACUCCCCAACUCUUGCUGAAUGCCCAGGGCCAGGUGAUUGCAACCCUAGCCAGCAGCCCCCUGCCUCAACCUAUGGCUGUACGGAAGCCAAACACACCGGAGUCCCCUGCUAAGAGUGAGGUGCAGCCUAUCCAGCCGACGCCGGCUGUGCCGCAGCCUGCCGUGGUCAUCACCAGCCCGGCCUCAGGAGUCAAGCCCUCUGCUUCAGCUCCCAUCCCAAUCACCUGCUCCGAGACCCCUACCGUCAGUCAGCUGGUCUCGAAGCCGCACACCCCGAGCCUGGAUGAGGACGGGAUCAACUUAGAAGAGAUCCGGGAGUUUGCCAAGAAUUUUAAGAUCCGGCGGCUCUCCCUGGGUCUCACACAGACCCAGGUGGGCCAGGCUCUGACUGCAACAGAAGGUCCAGCCUACAGCCAAUCAGCCAUCUGCCGGUUUGAGAAGUUAGACAUCACACCCAAGAGUGCCCAGAAGCUGAAGCCGGUUCUGGAGAAGUGGCUGAAUGAGGCGGAGCUCCGGAACCAGGAAGGCCAGCAGAAUCUGAUGGAGUUUGUGGGCGGUGAGCCCUCCAAGAAACGCAAACGGCGCACCUCCUUCACGCCACAGGCCAUAGAGGCUCUCAAUGCCUACUUUGAGAAGAACCCCCUGCCCACUGGCCAGGAGAUCACCGAGAUCGCUAAGGAGCUCAACUAUGACCGUGAGGUGGUACGGGUCUGGUUCUGUAAUCGACGCCAGACGCUCAAAAACACCAGCAAGCUGAACGUCUUUCAGAUCCCUUAGGGCUUCCUUUCAGCCCUUGUUCCAGCACUUUCUACUGUUCCCUCAGCAACUGGCUGUCGUCACGGCGGCGAUAGUACCAUGUGCAGCUGAGCUUGCCCUAGGUCAUGAGACUCCACCUGUGCAUGUGUGUCAAUGCCUGCCUCUUCUGCCCAAUAUGUCACACCCUUAGGAGGAGGCCCAAGGGGCUGCAUGAGAGCCCUAGGCUCUGGGCUGGACAGAUGGGAGGAGGGGAUUUAUGGCGUUCUCUCAAAAAAGCACUUUGCCAACAUGGUUACUGAAGGGUAUGUUCUGGUUGGAACCAGAAAGGCUCUGUCUUUGGGGCGGGGCUGUAGCAAAUCUUGGGGACUGCUGUGCACUAGCUCUUGUUUUUGGUGGCACUCUCCACCCCUUGCCCUUAGCUCCUCCGAGGUUGUGCCAGUGUGACAGUUCACCCAGCGGGACCUCAGCCUCACACUGCCCUCUUUUACUUUCUACAUGGGCACAUUGACCCACUUAAAGGACCAAGGAGAUGAAGUUCAGAAGUGUGAACUUCACUGUCUGCCUUGACCUCCAACAGAAAGUCCCAGAGCUGUGGGGUCAGAUGCUGGGAGGUUCCUCCUGGGGUCCUGGGAGUGGUGGGAUUGCACUAAUGCAGAACCUUUCCUCUGCAAAUCAAGUGGGAAGGGAAGCAACAGCGAACUCUCCAAUCCUGGAGAGUCUUAGGUCUGUGGCAGGUCUGGAAUUUAGUAAAUAUGGCCAUUCGCACAGAUUUUAAUCUAAUCGUCAUCUGUGACUGUCCCCCAAGGAAAGCUCUCUAGGGAGCUGUCAGCUUGGGAACAUUUUCACUGCCCACUGACACAGGCAGCUACAGGGGGCGCGGAUACCCUCUCUUAUGCCCAUACCCAUCUCAGUCCAGCACCGAGGCCUCUUUAGAGGAAUAAAUUGAGUGAGAAGCCCGAAAGCAAGGAGCCGGAGUGAGGAGGAGGGCAAUGUUCAGAAAGAUGAUGGUCCAGGAAGAUGUCUAGUUGAGGCUGGCUUACCUCUCACUUUCUUUGUAACUUUAAGUCAUGGAUGUUGGAGUUUUCACUUUGUCAGAUUGCAGACCAGAUCUGUGUGUGACAAGCCCCGUGCCACUCUGCCAUGCUCCUCUGAGCCAAGAGUGCCCAGGUCGGUAUGGACUUUGCCUCCGUAGGUGAUGGCUCGUGGGGGCUAGCAUCAUAUUCAAGUCUCUAAGUGAGCUUCCAGCCACAGGGAGGCUGGCCAGCCCUUUGAUGUCAGUGUGUUGGCUGGAGAAUGUAGCUCGGUGGGAGAGAACUUUGCACUUACAAGGCUCCAGUUCAGUUUCUAGCACUGAGGAGAAAAGCAAUUAGUAUUUGGUUUCAGGAAGUCAGGAAAGAGCUAAGAUAAUUGCUUGAAUGACCCCAGGAUUGCCACGUAGACUGCCCUUGUCUACAAGGAUAAGGACAACCAGUCACUACUUUUUAUUUUGGUUUUUUUUUUUUUUUGAGAUAGGAUCUCACUUAGUUCAGGCUGACUUGAAACUUGUGGUUGAAAAUGACCUUGAACUCCUAAUUGACCCUCCUGUGUCCACCUCCCAAGUGCUGGGAUUAUAGCCUUGCCACCGUGCCACCGUACCAUGGCGCCUGGCUCUUCUCUACUCUCAGCCUUACAGAGCCUGCUGUCUAGAUGCCCACCUUGUACCUCAUGUUAUCUGUCCCGAGGAAAUGACAGUCAAAGACACAUUACCUUCUCUGCUGAUCACAGUGCAGAGACACUGAGGCCUCUCCUCUCUGUCCCCUUUCCUCUUGGGUCCUGCAGUGCCAGUGUGGAGAAGCAGCUGGUAGCUCUCCAGUGAGAUGGGGACAGUAGUAUGUGAAUUAACACACACACUCCACGACAUUCACAUCAACCAAACCUGCUGGGGUCUGCAGGGAAUAAGGAGGCAGGUGCACAGUUCUCCUGACUCUGCCUCCCAGGACAGAGUGUCCCCAGAGGGGGAAGGCCGUCUCCUUGACGACUGUGAUUGUCAGCUGCUUCCGUGUGAUGGGAAGUCAGGAGGGUACAGUGCGGAUGCUUACAUCUUGGAGCUUAUCAAGUGACUUAUAAGAAAUUAUAUGCAGCUUUUCUUGCUCAACACCUGCACUCAAGAGUGCUGUCUUUUGUGGGGUGACAUGUUGUAUGAAGUGUGGACAUGCUGUGGCCAUGCAGGAGGAUGCCAUCUGUUCUGUGGCAUGAUAGGAAAAAAUCAUGAACAACUGAUCUAAAUUAAACCUGGCCAUGCUUUCUCACCCCGUCCUUGGUCUAAACUUGUCUUCCCAAGGCUGGGCCAGAGUAAACCAUUUUCUCCUGUGUAGGAAAGAUGCAUUCGGAACAGUAGGAGAGCCCGGAUGUUUACAGGCUGGACUUCCCAAAUGUGAGGUGCAAGGUAUGCAUAAAGUGUCCCCAAAGUAUAGUUUACUUUGACGUAUGAACUCUGCCUCUGCUCCCCCAGUCUGAGACACUAACCUACAAGGUAGUUUUUGUUGUUCUUUGGGUUUGGGAACAUUAGACUCUAAAAAAAAGAGUUAACAGUUUUAUUUCAAAAGCACCCUCCUGGACUUAAGCCCAUGCCCAGUGGCUCUCUUGCUCUGGAAGACAGGAGAAUGGGCAGAAAGUGGUCAACUCUGUGGUUGGCUAGUUUGAAGUGCAGGAAACUAGAACUGUCUACGGCCUGCUGAAUCAGCUGGGCUCUUUGACCCUGCGCUAACUAUGGCGUUUUUUUUAUCCAAGCAAAGUCCAGAGAAGAAACUGGUCACAUGAACUGUAAAUGCACUUGAAUUUGGAAUGAGAAAGCCUGAUGUGUUUGUGUUCUUGAAAAUCCAGUCGCCUUCCUGUGCCCAGGAUUCCCUCCCUGCCUGCUAGGCCAGAUUCUGGCAUUGAAGUCCUGAUGGUCUCCCCACAAGGGGCACUGGCACUGCCCCCGAAAGCUGGGAGAACAGGGGAGAAGCACUUGGUGUAGUUGUGUGAAUAAACACUAUUUUUUUCUUUUGUA